AUGAGUUCACAUGGAUGGGUAUGUUCGCUCUCGAUCCCGCUGCGAGCGUCGAGCGUACUGGUGUUGUCAAAUUUUCACUUCGCAACAGGUGCCGUAUCAGAUUUGUGGCCAAACCCGCUGUAUGGCUUCACGAACAACAACAGGCUGGGCAGCACUCCAAAACGGGAUGCCGUCGACAGCGACUUUAGGCAUUACUACCAAUUGGCGGCAUUGGAAUUGCUGCUAGUUCAUCAUGGAUUCAGGCCAUGUGAAACUACUUUAUCGUCGCAGCAAGACAUGCGUCAGCUGGAGAAGACAAUCUCGGCGGUUGAAGCGUUUCAAAGCAACCGCAGCUUGCCGUCGAACCCUCUCGGCCUGAAUGGCCCCUUCUGGGAAGAGCUGGUGGUCCCAGUGAAGCCAGGUGACGAAAGUGCGGCAGUGCUUGCUCUGCACUGGCUGGUUCAAUCUACCUCUCAGGUCUCCAGGCCACCACUGUGGGACACAAUGGAGGUGGAACGACAUCGGUGUCAAGCCCAGCUGGAUGCCUCGAUGCAGGCAAAAAUUCAAGGAGGUCUUGCCUCUGAUGCGGAGCUCAUGGAUGAAUUGAACGCUUCAUGGUCAGAAGGACUCCCUUCCUCGGUGUGGCGCCAUCUCCUGCAACGUGCAGAGCAACGGGUAGCUUCCGGGUGCCUGGGCCGUGCCUUCGUGGCCAGGGCCUUCGGCGUGGCAUGGGUCUUUGUUUGGUGCUUGAGUGCUGGCUUCUUCGCCUUUUUCCACAUCGAUGGUUGGAAUCAUGGAAGCUCCGAGAAAGCAUGCAUGGAACCGAAGACGUUCCGCAAAGUUCUCAGAUUUGGCCACGAAGUGGCUUUGCUUGGUGUGGUGAUGUUGAGUCACAGCUUGUCUGUGCUCGGACUUUGGUCUUUCCCAUCUGACCUGGUUUCCCAAGUAUUCGUAGGCUUUCAGAUCACGGCGGCUGCAGUUGUUGCCGUGCGUCUUGCAGCAAAGCGGGGAAGGCGCCUGCCGCCUGAGAAGAAUUGCAUGAAGUACUCGGCGAAUGUCUUGCUAAUGGUCCUUGCCUUUCUGUUCUACUGCCUGGUGAGCUUGGUUCCAGAGCUGAAUGGGCUCUGGUACGCGGUGUUCCUAGUCGGGCUGUUGGCUGCUUGGUCCAUCGCUGUGCUGGUCAUCGCGGACUGGAACCGCGUCAUGAAGUGUGGCCUGUUCUUUGCAAUGUGGAUACUGGCAUUCGCGGCUCCAACGUUGCUGUCCCUUCUUGUAGGUUUACUUGGAACCUUCGGAUUUUGGCUUUCCGUGUUCACUCCUGUACUGUUGCUGCUCUUGUCUCUAGCGGCUGAGCGGCUCAUAGGCCCCCUGAUAGAAGCAAAGUGUGAAUAUACGGCAGAAACGAACUGGAUGCUCGCACUUCUGUUCAGGAUGUGCAUCGAGCAAGUCCGGUUCAACACCGCCCUUGCGGUGCUGCUCCUCUCGCUCCUUGCUCAGAGGGGAUUCGGCCCGUUCCUCCUUCACCUUGUGCAGAGCUUCCUCUUCGCCGUGGUGCUUCGACGGCCAAAGUGUGCGUGUACGCCCAGAGAUGCGUUCGCCUCGGCUCCGCAUGGUGCCUUCUGCCGCUACUUGUUCCAUGCAUCGCAGAUCGUCUCGCACACAGGCUCCGGAGCCAUUUGGCAGUACAGGUCGGAAGCCGUGGUUCUGCCUUUGGAGAUUGUGCUGUUCUUGACUCACAUGUUCCAGCUGCUCCUCGUGGGGAUGCCGGUCGGCGUUUCGGCUUCGUCCUGGUGGUUGGGGCUGGUGUUACUGGUUUUGCUCUCGAUGGCCAGAGAGGUUUUAUCGGGUGUGCUUUCCAUCUGGCGUCGGAUGCUCUUCCCCCACAUCCCUUGGUCAGCCCUUCCUGGCCAUCUGAUCGCCAUUGUCGUCGGCGUCGCUAUGGCCACCUCCACUUUCUCACAGGUGCAUUUCUUCUGGUUCUUCUACGCCCACCACUGGGCUGUGUGCUACAUCGGGGGCCCUUCAAGCACCGGCAUGGAGGUGGCUGAGGACAAGGAUGCCGUCGGAAGCAUCAUCACGGGCGUGAUUGGCGUGGUGCUCCUGUUCGCCCAUGUGUACUCGUUCUGCCUGUGGUCGCUGUGGCUUGGGCGGUUGGAAUGGGCCCGGCAGCCUUCGAAGGAACGGAGCAGGAACAAGCAGGAGUUGGUGCAGGCCUUCAGGCGGUCUGCGAGCCUUACCCUGGACGAUCGGCAGCAGAAGAAGGCAAUGUUGGUGCGGAGUCCAAAGACCCGACUGCAUGACGAAGCGAGCCGGCGGUUGGAGCAUUCAGCCCCAGCUAUGGCUUUGCCUCUGACCCUCCCGGGCUUCACGGAUCCAGCUGCUGGCGCCCGUCGGACAUUGGCAGCACAGGUUGAGCAGCUGAAGCAAUGGGAUGGCAGCCGCAGCUGGAGCGGAGGUCGACAGGAGGAGAGCCGCGGAGAAGUCGUGGAGACGGUUCGUUCCAUCCUCGACUGGGCUUCCAGCAUUGACGGCUCCGACUUGGCUCCAGCUUUCCACGCUGUUCGAGACAAGCUGGACAUCCGGGACGUGGUGGUUGUUGUGAGGGACUUCAUCGGUAGCCUGCUGUAUGUGGCAGUUGCUGCAGAGCACCAGCACUCGCAAAGCAAGCAGGGUGGAACUGCAACUGCCAAGCGACAGCUUUCCGAGUUGCUGUGCGAGCUCUGUGGCUUUCGCGAGCAAUCUACGCACUCCGGUGCUACACACUCUCGAGGGGGGCUCGCUGAACCUUGCAAAUGCUGCACUUGUUGCCACAUUGCCAUUCAAGAAGCUUUGAGCCUCCUGCGCUUCGUUCACUACUUCAUGACAACAUCUUGUGCUGAUGAAUCCUCGGAGAGGCACCUUCCAAGGCACAUGGAAGAUGGUGUUCUCGAGCUGCUUCACCUCGUUACCACUCUGAGCUCUGCUCUUCACGAAGACUGCUUCCUUGUAGCCCAGCGCAGCGAUCAUCUACAAUGGUGGCCGCGGUACGAGCAGUUGAGACGUGACUGUCCCGUGGCAUCAUGGCCUCUGACGGCCUGGGCGUCCUUCCAACAGCUCUGGCUGGACGCAGAGCAAGCAGCUUUCAAGCUGCAGAAGCGGGUGGCCUUAUUCCGCCUGCAGACGGCGCAGGGACGCCAGGGCCAGGGCCAGAGAGCAAGACACGCUCGGCCGUCUGCCGGUUUUGUGAGUUUCCCUCCUCGGCUUCCGAAGGUGGAGCUGACCGGCUAA
Symbiodinium sp. CCMP2456 is the source of this 3246-nucleotide messenger RNA. The record is from the annotation of a GenBank genome assembly. Lineage: Eukaryota; Dinophyceae; Suessiales; Symbiodiniaceae.